Molecule: messenger RNA, 2759 nt
Organism: Brienomyrus brachyistius
Lineage: Eukaryota; Metazoa; Chordata; Actinopteri; Osteoglossiformes; Mormyridae
Product: type-1 angiotensin II receptor-associated protein-like
Exons: 5
Coding region: 174-599 (141 amino acids)
Biological process (GO): angiotensin-activated signaling pathway
Cellular component (GO): plasma membrane
Source: RefSeq, a predicted model, not a curated record
UAGAGGAACGAAUUCUGUAUUGCAGUUUGCAAUAGUCAUGUGAACUAAGACAACGUAGGCGUAAAUGAUGGGAAUGGUCAGUGAGAAUCUGAAAGGACUGAAAGCUGAAAGUGGGUUAUUUUUUAACUGAAGCCAUAAUUUUCAACAUAUAAAACCGGAAUCUGUCAAAAAAUAUGAAUACUCCAGCCGUCGAUCUCAAGGUGAUCGUUCUGUUGCACUGGAUGCUGUCCAUCUGGGUCAUCACAGCUUGGUUCCUCUUGAAUUACGCAUGGGCGAACUGCACAAUGCUGGCUCUGGGUGUAUGGGCGGUCGCUCAGAAAGACUCCGUUGAUGCGGUGGUCAUGUUCCUGUUCGGGAUGGCGCUGACCAUUCUGACAGACUCGGUGCAGCUUGGAUUGAACUACCCCGGUGACAAGGCCACACAUGAGAUUCAGUUCAGCUUCAGCAUGGCCAUCAUUAGCCUGCUGCUGAAGCCAGUCUCCUGCUUCUGCAUUUACCGGACGUACCGGGCCAGAGGUGGCAGCUGCAGCAUUGGAAUCACAGUUGACUGGCAGAACCAGCAAUCCUACCAGUCCAUCGACCCAGCUUCCACACAGUGAGGAAGACUGGGGCAGAAGGAGGUCAUAAAGGGCGCCUGUGGGCACAUUCAUAUAUUUUUUUGUUUGAUUCUGCAGGCAGUAUGGACUGAUGCAAAUAUUUUGAUUGACACUUGCCUUAGAUGAAGGGGUGUGUCUGAAUCCUGCAGUCAUAAGAAGUGUGCAAGUCUAGGUCUACGUAAAGGUGCCAGAAUUACUCAUUAGAAACACCGAAGCCAAGCAGAAUAUAUACAUGUAUUUAACUGUAGUAAAUCGAUAUAUGGAUACCACUGUUUAUAUUACUUGUCACUUUCAACAUCUUUUCAUUUUAUCGGUACAAGCCUUUCUUUGCCUGCAGAAGGUGAUUUUUCAUACAAAUUCUUUUGCAGUAAUUUGUAAAAAUGGUGUAAAUUGAAUGCUUGCAACAGGGUUGAAUUCAUUUCCAGGGAAACUUACCAUAUGAGUGAGGUAGGGUUAGGGGGAAACAUGUUAGAGUCUGUGGGCUCCUGGUGUAGCUGCUACAGGCUUCUGGACCAUGAGUCUUCGGAGAAUAACAGGAGAGAUAUGACCCCCUCCCCCCCCCACCAACAGGGGGCUCCUGACAGAUCUACCACCACAGUAACUGAUACACAUGUGGUAGAGAUUUCUGCUGAACUUCGCCUUGAUGUAUUUUCCUAAUGAUUCCCUGUUUAUUGUUAUAAUCUUAAUGAUGUCCUGCUUAUUCAUUUUUUGAGAGAUCUUAUGUUCUUGCCAUGCUAAUGAUGGAGCAGUGGUGGCCUAAUGGUUAGGGAAGUCCACUCAUGACUGAAAGGUUGCUGGUUUGAAUCCCUGACCAUUGAGAUACCCUGAGCAAAGCUCCCUAACCCUGCUGAUAAAUAAUAGCUUCCCCACUGCUAUGUCAAACAUGGGUUAAACGCAGAGGACAUUUCAUUGUUGUGUGCUGUGGUGUGUCAGCAACGACAAUUAAUCAUUUCAUGAUGCGUUAGUGCUCCCUUGAGUUAUUCUGAAUUAAGUAUAAAUUAGCUGGAAAGUUACAGGUGUGUCCUAGACAAGGCUGUGACCUCCCCAAUAAAUUCUGUUAUCCGGGCAGAAUGUUACGAGUUGGACGACUUCCGAUGUGCAAAAAAAGUAGUUAAAGUGUACAUGUCGUCUUUUGAAUGUUCUGCGGCCAGAUUCAAAUUCCCGAUUCAAGGUUGAGAGAAUGAACAGUUUGCUCCAAUUCCUUGUUGGGGACUUCAAGUCAAAGUCAAAGUAACGUUACUGUCAUGAUGCAUGGGAUUACAGAUCACACAGAUCCUCAGCCCCGCACACAAAGUAUAUCUUAUGCAAAAGUUGGUGUCAUGUAUAAAAAGAACCACUUAUGAUCAUACACUGAUGCAGCCAGCUUACCGAAGCCCACUAGCUGGUGUGAGUGGAUAGAUGUGCCCCAUUAACUAAAGCAUUUGUUAAUAUUUUGUAAUGAUUACACUGCAACAUUCUGUAAAGAAGGAACACGGAGAACCAUGUCUUCGUAUGCUGCAAAAGAGGGAUUGUUUCUCGCAACAGAUCCAAUGUUUUUCAUGCAAGAGGCAAGAAGUUUUGAUGUUUAAGUAGUAUUGAUUACAGUAGACUUGCAAAUUAAUAUACUUAGCAGUUUUGGAAUUGAAUAUAUUGAGUCAUGUUGUGUUCCUGUGAUUUAUUUCUCCAGAACUUUUAACUGGUCAUGGUUAUUCCCUAUUGGGGCUAGAGAAGUCAAAGGAGAGUGGACAGUGAAGGUCAAGCCUGGACAGUUUAUCUAUACUAAUUAAUCCAUUUUAAAUCAAGAAUCUCUACACCAUUGUCAUAGAACCCCUUCUCAGACAAUGUCCUCAUCGGGGACUGGGAAUUACUGAAACGGGUCAAUACAGCCGCUGAAUAAUAAUCAUCUGGCAUGGAUUCCUGGCUUAUUAAUAAACACACUUAGUUACUGAGUAACCAAGGAUUUCAAAUGAAUGACCUUGCAUCCCAAUUAGCAAGCAUUGCAUUUACUUGCCAGGCCUUAACAAAGUUGCCCUCAAGAUAAAAAUAGUCAUGUAUGAUUCUCCAUUUCGUCUCAGAAGGCACAACACGAAAACCACGACUUAAUCUUGCUCAUUCGCACAAGGUAUCACGACGAAAACUUCUUCAAGAAAAACUGGCAGUGUAAUAAAGACAUCUGAUAUGUGA